AUGAAGUUCCGCGGUGGCAUACUUGGAUUCAGGUCCAGCGGCAAAACGCCCGUCGUCGAAGAGACUGCUCAUAGCACUGGCAAAGAUGCCGAAGCUGGCCUCAAGACCACCGCCGCAGCCAACGUGAACAGCCCCGACGCGCCUGUUUCUCCUGACCGUGGCUGGACGCUCGACGAAAAGACCCAAGACCCGGCGGAGCGCGGAUCACCCUCCUCGGAAGAAGAUGAACCUAUCAAGCAACUGCAGUAUGGUGUGCAGCUUGCCGAGGCCACACUCAAGGUGUGGACGAGGAAAGACUUGGUCACGGCCUACGCUCUCAUCUGGCUGGUCAACUUUGUAUCGGUGUUCACGUCGGGUGUCGCCGGCACUUUUACCGUAUACGUAACAUCAGACUUUUCGGCUCACUCCCUGACAGCAACAACGACCAUUCUCUCCUCUCUAAUGGCAGGACUGAUCAAACUGCCAUAUGCCAAGUUCAUCGACAACUUCGGCCGGCCACAGGGCUUCUGUCUUGCCGUGGGCUCAAUGACGAUCGGUCUUGCGAUGAUGGCUGCAUGUCGGAAUGUCGAGACGUAUUGCGCGGCUCAGGUCUUCUACGCGAUGGGCUACAACUGCAUCGACUUCACCCUCGUCAUCUUUGUCGUCGACACCUCCCAGCUCAAGAACAGGGCUCUGAUGAUUUCGUACAUCGCCACGCCUUGGCUGAUUACCACCUGGAUCUAUGGACCCGCGUCCCAGAAGAUGCUGGAGACAAUCGGCUUCCGGUGGGGCUUUGGCAUCUGGGCUAUUAUCUUCCCGAUCGUGUGCUCGCCGCUCGCCGCCCUCUUCUGGAUCAACGCCCGCAAGGCUGAGAAGGCUGGCCUGGUUCAGGUUCCGCCCCACGGCCGUGGGUUUGUCGACAACCUACUCUACUACGGCAAGGAAUUUGAUUUCAUCGGCCUCCUCACGCUGGCCACAGGCCUUGCACUAUUCCUGCUUUCCUUUUCUCUGUACGCAAAGCAACCGGACACUUGGCGCUCGCCCUUGAUUAUUUGUUUCCUGAUCUUCGGAGGUCUGCUCGUGAUAGCCUUCGUCCUCUGGGAAAAGUACCUCGCACCAGUCACCUUUAUCCCAUGGACGCUGCUAAAGAAUCGGACCGUCAUCUUCACCUUCACAAUGAUGGCAAGUCUGUACUGCGCCUGGUAUAUUUGGGACUCUUACUUUUAUUCGAUGAACAUUGUCGUCUUCAACCAGAGCAUCACAAACGCGACGUAUAUAAACAACAUCUACACCGUUGGCUCAACAUUCUGGGCAAUCGUGAUGGGCAUCAUCAUUCGCUACAACGGACGUCUCAAGUGGCAAUCAGUGUACUUUGGCGUCCCGAUAACAAUCCUCGGAGUGUCUCUCAUGAUCCACUUCCGCCAGCCCGGCACCAACAUCGGCUACAUCGUCAUGUGCCAGAUUUUCGUGGCUCUUGGUGGCGGCACGCUGGUUAUGUGCGAACAGUUGACCGUGCAGGCUGUCUCGAAGCACCAGAACAUCCCAGCUCUUCUCGCGACAGAGGGUCUGGUCGCCAGUGUAGGUGGCGCCAUCGGCCUGUCAAUUUCAAGCGCCAUGUGGCAGGGCAUUUUCCCAAAGAACCUGGCAAAGUACCUGCCGGCAGAUGCUCAGGCCAACUUGACUGAGAUUUACGGCUCGAUUGUCGUGCAGUCUUCGUACCCCCUGGGAUCCCCGACCAGGGACGCCAUCAACAGGUCCUACGGUGACACGCAGAAGCUUAUGUUGAUCGCGGCCACUUGCCUAUACUCAAUCUCCUGGUUUUCGACCUUCUUCUGGGAGAACGUCAAUGUGAAGAACAUGCCGAAGCUUGAGGGUUUGUUGAUCUAG
Diaporthe amygdali is the source of this 1866-nucleotide messenger RNA. RefSeq lists its product as uncharacterized. The record is from RefSeq and is a predicted model, not a curated record. Gene Ontology annotation, biological process: transmembrane transport. Bases 1 to 1866 code for a protein of 621 amino acids. Gene Ontology annotation, molecular function: transmembrane transporter activity. Lineage: Eukaryota; Fungi; Ascomycota; Sordariomycetes; Diaporthales; Diaporthaceae. The transcript has 2 exons.